AAGUACAGGUACUCAAGUACAUCGGUUCAUGUGGAACAGUACCUCGUACCAGCUCUGCCAUAAGCUAGCUACCUGCUGGUACCAAGUUACCGUUCCUACGUCACAAGAUUCAACACUGACAGCUAGAGCGUCACUACGUUAGAGUACUCAUGCUUGUUUACUUUCGCUAGUAGACAAAGAUUGUCCCAAAUCACAAUUUGGAAAUCCUCUGGAUUCGGAGCAUCACAUAGGUACAAACAGAUGCUGUUUAACUCUUCUCMAGUUGGCCUGUUUCUUUUGGCGACAGCAUGGUCGCAACCAUGCUACGGAUUCCACGUUCGUCAGGAACAACCGAGAUUGCCAUGCUCAGCAAUAUCCUUGUUUCAAGAAUCCUCGUGCGGUUUCAUGGAGGAGAAAACCGACUCGUUUGACGCCAGCGUGUCUUCUAGGAGAGAUCUUUUUCGAAACUCCGCAGCAGUGGCAUUCGCUCUUUUGCUCAACGAAGGUUGUUCGAACCAGCCAGCAUUCGCCUUUGACGGUUCUGGGGCAUCGGCUUCCGCCGGAUACUCUCCGGCUACCAAGGCCGAAAAGAAAAAGAAAUUCCAGGAACGCGUCGCCGCGGAUGUCAAAGAUUUCAAGGCAUUGGGAAAAGCUAUAGACAAGGGAGAAACCGAUGGUCCGGAAUGGGUCAAUUUUUUCAUCCUCUUUCAGCGACGAGAACCCGACGAGGUCGGACGCACGUACGCCGCCCUCGCCGACCUGAGGGGCUUGCCGGGAAAAAAGAAAGGCGAAUACGAGGGUGGCGACGGCCUUUUGCUGGCUAACACUUUCACCAAACCGGGAAAGCCACCAGACAACACACCAGCCGUGAAAUCGUUCUUGAAGCUCUCCAAGACGUUUGAUGCGAUCGAAGCUGCCGGAAAAGCAAAGGAUGCGGCAAAAGCCAAAAAGGAAUGGCAAAAAACAAGUGAAUUGUUUUCACAGUAUCUUUCUGAUGUAGAGCUACCGGGCGAUUUGAAUGAUUCGUUGUACAAAUAAAUAAGUGCGAAGCAGUCUCAAGGGCAGACAUUUCCACACUCUGAACACUGCACAACUCAAAUUAAAAAGUAAACUGCCAC
This is a messenger RNA of Pseudo-nitzschia multistriata, 1097 nucleotides long. NCBI's taxonomy places the organism in Eukaryota, Bacillariophyta, Bacillariophyceae, Bacillariales, Bacillariaceae. The record is from the annotation of a GenBank genome assembly.